UGUCCUGAGGCUGCUGGUGGCCGGGCCGGGCGGCUGGUUCUAUUAUCGCAGUCUUUUGUGUAUUCUCUGCAUAGCAAAUUUGCACUGACAUUCGUGCUUAUAAGGCCUAAAGACAAAAUGAGUGCACUUGUAUGGGGCAUCAAAAAUGGAGACCUGGAGCAGGUCAAGGAAUUGGUAGAAUCAAAGAACGUGGACGUGAACCAGGCGAUCGACGGCCGUAGUCCGAUCCAUUACGCCGCGGACUACGGGCAGCUGGAGGUCCUCGAGUACCUGCUCAACAGGGGCGCCGACCUGAACGUCACGGAUAAGCACGGCAUAUCGGUCAUAUUGGCCGCCAUCUGGGAGGGCCACACCGAUUGCGUGAAGCUGAUGCUUAAAAAGGGUGCUUCCAAGACGGGCUCCACCCCGGACGGCACGAGCUACCUGGACGCUGCCGAGAAGGCCGAGAUCAAGGAGCUUCUACGAUAGACGUCGCUCCGUCUUCCAUCGCGCUGUGAUUUGAAAUGCCGUUGUGAUGCCGCAGCCGGAGCCGCGUAAAGCUAUUCUUUGUACUAAUCCACUAUACAUGUGCGGUCCUCUCUAUUUAUUCCCCGCUGUACGGCCGGGCGUGCGGCGCGGCGUUUCUCCUCCGGACGCGUGCGUUCUGUUGCGGCGUGCGCGGCUCGCGCUGUCCGGCCGGGCGGUGCCGCCGCUCCCGACAGGCCGCCGGCGCCGGAUGUUUGUCGACUCCCGCCAGCGGGACGUGACGCGCGCAGGCCGGACGGCCGUGCGCACCGCGCCGCAAUCGCCGCGCGGUGGCGCGCGCCGUGUGUCACAGCUCUCGCGUGCGCCCGCCAGCCCACUCGGGACGGACGGGGAGGGACCGGACCCGGUUCGUGCCGCGCAGACCGGGCCCUGUUGAUUGUCAGGUACGGAUGGACGUGGUGGCUAUGGAAAUAUACUGACCAGGUACUCGUG
Messenger RNA from Pollicipes pollicipes, 957 nucleotides. RefSeq names its product myotrophin. Gene Ontology annotation, biological process: protein K6-linked ubiquitination. Bases 118 to 468 code for a protein of 116 amino acids. Gene Ontology annotation, cellular component: BRCA1-A complex; BRCA1-BARD1 complex. The transcript has 5 exons. The record is from RefSeq and is a predicted model, not a curated record. Lineage: Eukaryota; Metazoa; Arthropoda; Thecostraca; Pollicipedomorpha; Pollicipedidae. Gene Ontology annotation, molecular function: protein binding; ubiquitin-protein transferase activity.